This is a messenger RNA of Tilletiopsis washingtonensis, 1511 nucleotides long. RefSeq names its product DHH phosphoesterase. NCBI's taxonomy places the organism in Eukaryota, Fungi, Basidiomycota, Exobasidiomycetes, Entylomatales. The transcript has 5 exons. Gene Ontology annotation, molecular function: exopolyphosphatase activity. Gene Ontology annotation, cellular component: cytoplasm. The record is from RefSeq and is a predicted model, not a curated record. Bases 22 to 1425 code for a protein of 467 amino acids.
UCAACACUUCGCAUCGCAGACAUGCGGAUUGCUGCGCUUGUUGCUUUGCUGGCCGCUGUACUGCCGUCGGCGCUGGGCGUGCCGGCGCACCAGCUGCCCCUCGCCGCGCCUCUCGCGCCUGCGCCUGCGCCGCCCGUGUGGCCGGCCGAGGAGGGCGUGGGCCACUUCAGCGAGUGGUCCAAGGCGCAGAAGCGCCAGUUCGUCACCGAUGUCGUGGCCGGAAAGGCCGACGAGUGGGUGCUCGUCAUGGGCAACGAGGGUGGAGACCUCGACAGCAUGACGGCUGCCCUCACCUGGGCCUACCAUCUCUCGCACAACAACGAGGCGGGCAACCGCACGAUUGCGCUGCUGCAGACGCCGCGCGACGCCCUCGACCUGCGGCCGGAGAACAAGCUGGCACUGCGCAACGUGCUCAUGUCGCCCGGCCACCGCGACCUGCUCACCAUCGACGAGCUGCCCGUGCCGCCGCGCGAGCUGGCCAAGCAGAUCAAGGGCAUCGUGCUCGUCGACCACCCGGCGCCGCUGAGCGACUGGGAGGAGGCAAAGGUGGAGGCCAUCUUCGACCACCACCUCGACCGCGGCGCCGCGCCUGACGCACGCCCGCGCAUCUUCGAGCCUGUGGCUAGCUGCACGACGAUCGUGGCGCGCCAGAUGCUCGAUGAGCUCGAGGCGCGCAAGGAGGGCGAGUACCACGUGCCGCACGAGGUCGUCGAGCUGAUCCUCGACGCGAUCGCGAUCGACAGCAAGGGCCUGACGAACAGCCAGCCGGCGGACAAGUUCACGGCCGAGCGGCUGCUGCGCCGCAGCAACUGGCGGGACGAGAAGCUGUACACCGUCAUGGCGCGCCUUGACGACGAGCUGUCGGCGGCCAAGAAGGCGCUCGACGAGCUGGGCGUGCGCGACUUGUUGCGGCGCGACUGGAAGGGCGACCUUGUCAAGACGGCCGACGGCACGCCUGACGUGCACGUCGGCUUUGCCUCGGUGCCGCUGAGCCUCGAGGACCAGGUGGAGCGCACGCUGUACAACACGACGGACGCGUGGUUCGGCGUGCUCGACGGCUUCUCCAACGAGAUCGGCGUCGACGUGACGAUCUCGCUGCAUUCGUACAAGAGUAAGCGACACGAGGAUGGCCAUCCCAAGGGCGGUGAUGUGCUGCGCAGCAAGAAGAUCAAGGUGCGCGAGAUGGUGCUCGCCGUGCGCCCGACGGACAACGUCAGCGACGCGCAGGCCACGCAGCUCUUCGACCUCGUCAGCAAGACGCUCGAGGAGAGCCCGUUCCUCGACGCCGAGCGCUGGGCCGACUACAAGUCGCUCAAGCCGCGCCAGAUGAUCUGGGUGCACCACUCGCCCAACGGCGGCCGCAAGCUCGUGCGGCCCAUCGUCGAGUCUGCCAUCGCCGGCUGGAAGGACUCUCUAGCCGCCUAGGCUGGGCCUUGUGCCCGUUCUCGGGGCUCGUGGCCCCUUGUACAUUGCACGCCCGCGCACUCGGAAUCCUACACAUGUCAUCGCGA